Molecule: messenger RNA, 921 nt
Organism: Microdochium trichocladiopsis
Lineage: Eukaryota; Fungi; Ascomycota; Sordariomycetes; Xylariales; Microdochiaceae
Exons: 1
Coding region: 233-715 (160 amino acids)
Source: RefSeq, a predicted model, not a curated record
AUCUUGCAGAACAGCAACCCCAGCGCUCUGUCAGACGGUUGACCCCGGAGGCAGGAUCGUGACACCUGCAGGCAGCGAGACGUGCGUCAAGAACAUUGUCCAAGCGUUCAAUGCGACCUGCGAGGCUAGCCGCUCGGCCAUUCUGCCACUGGUUCCCCUGCUCAGACUCCGCGGCGCUGACCUCGACCUCGCUGCACCUCUCUGGCACGCGCUGUCGGCCAACAAGUGGUCCAUGGCGAUGGCGCUACUCGAAAACGGCGCGAAGAUGGCUCGGCGGUUCUUACGACGGGCGGCUACAGACGCACGUGGCGACGUCAUCGGCUUGCUCAUGCAACACACGAACUCGGCAGAGAGCUGCAACCUCGUCCGGGCCAUGGUGGCGAGGAUGGAACCGCCCCUGAGCACGACCGAGCUCAACGACUACCUGUACGAGGCCUGCGCGCAGACUCACCCAGGCAUGGCGCAGAUCUUUCUCGAAGCGGGUGCCCAGCGCAGUGCAGCGGCUCCUGCCUCGAGCAUCCGUGGGCUCGGCUGGCCGGCAGGCAGCACACUGCAGACCGUGGCACAACGCAGCUGGGAUGCGGUUCCUCUGGGGCCACGGCAAUACCGUCGCAAGUGGUGGCGCCGGCACAGGCGUCUCAUGGGGCUGUUGGGUUUCCAGCAUGGGACGCGGCAUCACGCUCACAGCAGCCGAGUGCAGAGGCCAAUGCUGUGAUGCUCCGGAGGUUGACAUCUUUGCGAAGCAAGAGACCAGCUACUGCGCUGCUAUCUAACUACCACGGGACUUUUUUGCGUGAUAUCCUUACACUACAGCGGAUAAUUACGGUUGGGGGAGGCGGAAAGUCGGCAACAUGUCAUGGACAGUUCUUGUUAGCAUUAUCAGCGUGGUCUCAAUAUACUAUCUCAGCGAGCAUUCGCCCC